CACUCGUCAGUCUGUCAUCCACUGCUCUCCCGGUUGGCUGUGGACCCGCAACCCCAAAAGAGCGAAGAGAGAACAACCGCGCUCGGCCGAUUCACCUCAGUGUGCUUCGGGACGUGGCUAGGAGAGGAGGUCAGGCCGCGCUCUCCCCAAACUUCUCUUUCCUAACCAUGCAAGCAGGCGGCAAGGGGGGCAGCAGGGCGCGCGUGUAGGCACUGAAAAGACCUCCAGAACAGCAGGGCGCCAGGGAACCGGAGAAGCAGGGAGAGGGAAGCACACCCCACCAGAUAAAGAAAAAAAAGGGAAAAAAAUACCUACCUUGGUUGGGAUUUCACACACACACACACACACGAACUCACUCACACACUCACACACACUCACUUACUCACCUUCGUCCAAACACAUGAAUCUGAACCUGGUUGAAAUGCGGUGGAGUGAACGGUGGAACGGUAGUGGUGGUGGUGGUGGUGGUAGGACGAUGAGAACCAGCAGGUCGUGGUGGUGGUGUGUGGUGGUGACGGUGGUGGUGAUGGGGGCGGUGGUGGUGAGGGGGGACUACACACACGAAUGGGCGGUUCACGUUGAAGGAGGCGAUGAUGGAGUCGCUGAAGAACUUGCAAGGAGACACGACUUCGAUGUUGCUUAUAAGGUGUUUGAUGACGUCUAUGUUCUGCGUCAUCGGAGGCUGGCAAAGAGGUCAGCUGAUCCCUCCCCGCACCACCACCAGCGCCUAGUUGAGGACCCCGCUGUGAGAUGGGCCGAACAGCAACAGGUUAAGCGGCGCGUCAAACGAGAUUACCUGAGCCAUAUCACCGGGAUCAGCUACCCCACCGCGCGCCUCAACGAUGCCAAGUGGCCCCUGAUGUGGUACCUGAACCGCGGUGGCUCCCUCGACAUGAACGUGCAGGCGGCGUGGGCAGCGGGGGCGACUGGAAAGGGCGUUGUGGUCACUAUCCUGGAUGAUGGCCUGGAGAAGGAUCACCCGGACCUCAUCAAGAACUACGACCCCAACGCCUCCUACGACGUCAACAACCACGACCCUGACCCCAUGCCCCGCUACGACCUGGUGGACAGCAACAGACAUGGGACUCGCUGCGCUGGUGAAGUCGCGGCGGACGCUAACAACUCGAUCUGCGCGGUUGGAGUCGCGUACGAGGCCAGCGUCGGAGGCGUACGGAUGCUGGAUGGCGACGUCACGGAUGCAGUCGAGGCGCGUUCCCUUGCCCUCAACCCCCAGCACAUCGACAUCUACUCAGCGUCUUGGGGUCCGGAUGACGAUGGCAAGACGGUGGAUGGACCCGGACAGCUGGCAACUCGGGCAUUUGUUGAAGGGAUUAGAAAUGGUCGUGGUGGCAAGGGGUCCAUCUUCAUCUGGGCGUCGGGUAAUGGGGGCCGCGACCAGGACAACUGCAACUGCGACGGAUACACCAACUCCAUCUGGACCCUCAGCAUCUCAUCCGCCACAGAGAAAGGCCAAGUCCCCUGGUACUCCGAGGCCUGCAGCUCCACCUUAGCCACCACCUACAGCUCCGGGUCGCUUGGGGAGAGCCAGAUCAUCACCACCGACCUCCACCACUCCUGCACCACCUCCCACACCGGCACCUCCGCGUCUGCCCCCCUCGCUGCUGGAAUCUGUGCUCUGGCCCUGCAGGUAAACCGAGACAUCACAUGGAGGGAUAUGCAGCACAUCGUGGUACGCACAGCUCGCCCUGAGAACCUUGAAGCACCUGACUGGCAGAUCAACGGUGUGGGUCGCCGCGUGUCACACAGGUUCGGCUACGGGUUAAUGGACACGUAUGGAAUGGUGAAGCUGGCACGGAACUGGACCAGCGUACCGGCUCAGCGCACCUGUGACGUCGAGGCGCCGCACAUCGACAAGCUCAUCCCCCAGAAGAGCUUCGUCUCCCUGGAGCUUGAUGUCACAGACUGUCCAGGCGUGAACUUCCUCGAGCACGUCCAGGCGAAGGUGUCCCUCACAGCUGACAGGCGCGGUGACAUCGAGAUCUACCUCUCCUCUCCGGCCGGCACCAAGUCCACUCUCUUAGCACAGCGACCCCACGACAGCUCUCGCUCUGGCUUCCACAACUGGCCCUUCAUGACGGUGCACAUGUGGGGGGAACGGCCGCUGGGGAAAUGGGUUCUUGAGGUACACAACAACGGACACUUCUUCACCACAGGAACCACCAUACUGGAGGGCUGGGAGCUCAUCUUUCAUGGCACCAAAACCAACCAUGAUACCUGGCAGUCUCGUGGAGGCCGGCGUGAUCGUGGUGGUGGCGGCAGGGGGAGUGUGGUGGGGCGUCGAGGUGGUGGUGGUAGCACUGUCCCCUACCGCCGUAACCACUCCGCCAAGCCAUCCACCACACCCCCUACAACCACCACCACUACCACGACAACCACAACCUCCCCGAGCACUACCACAUCCUUGUACCCUUAUCUCAUUGGGAAGUACCCCCGCCCAUACUCUCAUUCCCCGCCCAAGUACCCUCCCCACCCUAACCCGAAACAGUACCCCCCUCCUCACUACCCACCACAAGACUCUCUCCCCGGCCACUCGCGCCUCCCAAAUCAUCGAGACAGCUCACACCACAAGGGCAAGGCCGGGGUGAAGGACUGGAGCCUCACCAUGUACGGCACCGAGAGCGAGCCCGGCCAGGCAGUUCCCUCCCUUGUCGAGGACCAACUGCACUCCCACAUCUCCCAUAGCGACUCCACAUUGCACCAGGUCGUCGACACCACGGAGGGGAAGACAGAGACGCGUGACCCUGGCUCCCAAACCCCAGGACACCCAUCCAUGCCCUCGUCCGCGACCCGACCGGCCUCCGUGACCCCCCUCCCGGUGCCCCUGGAGAAGGUCCUUUCCGUGGGGUGCCUCCGGAGCUCAGCGGUGGGGGCUUGCCUAGAGUGCAAGAAGGACCUGUACAUCUUCAACGGGCAGUGCCUCAAGACGUGUUCGGCCGGCCACUACCCUUACGACCCGCAACAGGAGGGUGUGACCGGCGCUCCGACCUGCCACACCUGCCACUACUCUUGCCACAACUGCUCCGGGCCGCAGGACUACGAGUGUACGGAAUGCUGGGGUGAUGCCGAGCUGUAUUCGCCCUCUAAGGGCCAGAAUCUGUGUCAGCCGAGGUCGCUCCUGCAAGCAUUCAGACGGCAGGAGAGUUGGUACAUGGCCUUAGUGGGGGUGGUGAUGGGCCUGGUGGUGCUGGUGGUGGUGCUGGGGAUCCUAGUGCUGAGGAGGAGCAAGAAGUCAUCAUUCCAGCACUCUAUAACAAGGUCCCCACCCAUGAAAGGCGCUAAACCGGCUGUUAACGGAAAAAUCUCAUACAGCCUCAUGCCGCACGAAGCUCAAGACAAGUUGCUUACGAGUGUUCCGUUCCACGAUCUUACGACGGAUGAUGAAGAAGAGAAUGAUUAGGGGAAUAGUUUUUUAUUAUAGGAUUUUUUAUCAACUGUCUUCUCACUUUUUUUACUGGUUUGUUCGUUUGUGUGUGUUUUUAUGAAGGGUGAGAUCUGUUUGUUGGAAAGUGUUCUGUUCCAGGAGGUUUUUUUACAGGCAGUCCUCGGUAUGUUUAUGGGUCGGGGUCCUAAAUAUUCUUUCCGAUAACGAUUUUAUGAAUAACCAAAUGUAUUUCCCUCACAAAUCAAAGUCCUAACAGUUAUACAUCAAGCCCAGAGAGAUUUUUAUAUUAGUACUCUUUGGCAUGUGUAUGGGUUAGGGUCCUAAAAAUUCUUUCGGAUAGCGAUUUUAUGAAGAGCCAAACGUAUUUCCCAUCACACAUCAAAGUCCUAACAGUUAUGCGUCAAGCCCAGAGAGGUUUAUAUAUUGGUACUCUUCGGUGUGUGUAUGGGUCAGAGUCCUAAAAAUUCUUUCAAAGCGAUUUUAUGAAUAGUCGAACGUAUUUCCCAUCACAAAUCAAAGUCCUAGCAGUUAUACGUCAAGCCCAAAGAGGUUUUAAUAUUGGCACUCUUCGGUAUGUGGAUGCUUUAGGGUCCUUAAAAAAUUUUCAGAUGGCACUUUUAUGAAUGACCAAAUGUAUUUCCCAUCACAAAUCAAAGUCCUAGCAGUUAUACCUCGAGCUCAAAGAGGUUUUUAUUCGAUAUGUGCAUGGGUUAGGGUCCUUAAAAUUCUUUCGGAUAACGCUUUUAUGAAUAACCAAACUUCUUACUAAUCAAAAUACUAACAGUCAUGGUCUCAGAAAUUCUUUCCGAUAACAAUUUCAUGAAUAACUCAACAUAUUUUCCAAUACAAAUCAAAACACUAACAGUUAUACUCCAAGUCCAAAGAGGAGAAGCAAGCAUAUUCAUUCUGCUUAUUGGUGUGACUUAAAUUUCCCAGUCAUAAUUUACAUGGGAAAAAACAGUCCCUCACCGAAACUUGUGAUAACCAAAAAAAAAAAGAGAUUGAGGUGCUAUUGAGGGCAUAGGAAGGAGAAGCAAACAUAUCAAUUCUGCUUAUUGGUGUAGCUUAAAUUUUCCAGUCAUAACUUACAUGGGAAAAAAUACUCCUUUACCAAAACUUAUGAUAACCCAAAAAAAAAGAUUGAGGUGCUAUUGAAGGCAUGGAUGGUGCUUAAUCCUUCCGAACUGACGUUAAGCUUUUGGUGAGAUAACAUACAUAAGAUAAUAUAUGGUAAAGCAAGUGUGCGCGUCCGUCGGAAAUAUACAUAGCGAGGACUGCCUGUGAAUAAGGAAGAGGAGGAGGAGGAUGCUAAGAGGAAUGGUGCAGUGCUUAAUCAUUUCUGUCUUUGAUAUUUUACAAUCAUCCUUUUACUAGCAAUGAGGAGGAGUGUAUAUAUAAGGGGAAAGUAGUAAUGGAGCUGUACUUAACUAACCUAACCUAACCUACACCCAAUCUUAUUUAGCCUAACCUAACCUACCCUACCCAACCUUACCUAACCUACUCUAUCCUACCUAGCCCAACCUUACCUAACCUAACCUACAUCCAACCUUACCUAACCUAACCUACCCAACCUUACCUAACCUACCGGACACCCAACCUUACCUAACCUAACCUACACAACCUUACCUAACCUA
Eriocheir sinensis (Chinese mitten crab) is the source of this 5037-nucleotide messenger RNA. Its product is annotated as furin-like protease 1. Lineage: Eukaryota; Metazoa; Arthropoda; Malacostraca; Decapoda; Varunidae. The coding region runs from base 401 to 3418 and encodes 1005 amino acids. Gene Ontology annotation, molecular function: serine-type endopeptidase activity. Gene Ontology annotation, cellular component: trans-Golgi network; Golgi membrane. The record is from RefSeq and is a predicted model, not a curated record. The transcript has 18 exons. Gene Ontology annotation, biological process: peptide hormone processing.